AUCUUCAACAGCUUGCGAACCAUGAAACUCGUAUAGCAAUGCGCAAAGAUUGGACGGCAGAGAAUUACACACAAACAGAGCUGUUCAUCAUUUGGAACUUCCAGAGUCGAGCAUGAAGAAGUGCUCAAUGCGACAGAACUUUGACGAUCUGGUAAAGAUCUACAGCAGUCGCUCUAAGAUGUGCCAGGUACCUAAGGACUUUGUGAACUUGUGUGAUCUUUUCACAUCACCUAAACGCAACAAGUUUGCGAGCGGUGCCUACUUCGAUGAUGGGUCUAUCUUCGUACGUCCAUCUAAAUACUUCGAAUAUGCAUCACCUCAGGAAAAUAUGAAAGUUGCCACGUAUUUUGUACAGAGCCCUUCCAUUCGAAGAGAACAUCCGCAGAGUCAGCGACUCAUACUCUUAGCAGAAGACAGUCAACAUGAGGUGUUAGUAGACCAUCUCAUUGAGCAAAUUGUAGAAGUCAAAGACAAAGGCGAAAAUAACGACACCUGUCGUCUUCUAACGAGGAAUGUCUGAAAAGAAGAAGGGCCAUCAGCGCUUGACCAGCCUCAUAGCUUUGUAUCUUGACUCAACUGGCACGCGCCCUAUCUUUCUACA
Molecule: messenger RNA, 601 nt
Organism: Dothidotthia symphoricarpi CBS 119687
Lineage: Eukaryota; Fungi; Ascomycota; Dothideomycetes; Pleosporales; Dothidotthiaceae
Exons: 1
Coding region: 113-520 (135 amino acids)
Source: RefSeq, a predicted model, not a curated record